Molecule: messenger RNA, 1606 nt
Organism: Diachasma alloeum
Lineage: Eukaryota; Metazoa; Arthropoda; Insecta; Hymenoptera; Braconidae
Gene: Dus2
Product: tRNA-dihydrouridine(20) synthase [NAD(P)+]-like
Exons: 4
Coding region: 124-1506 (460 amino acids)
Biological process (GO): tRNA dihydrouridine synthesis
Cellular component (GO): cytoplasm
Molecular function (GO): tRNA dihydrouridine synthase activity; flavin adenine dinucleotide binding; tRNA binding
Source: RefSeq, a predicted model, not a curated record
UUCAGCGAGACUCAGUUGACACUGUGACAUGUGUCUUCGAUGUGCUCCUGGAGAACCGCCUCGAUUAUCAAUCCCGUUAUUUGAAUUGUCAAGGGAGAAGGGAUUCAUGAUUAUCAUCUCGUCAUGACGGAGUCGCGGGGGAAAUUGUGCUACGAGAACAAAGUUAUUUUGGCGCCUAUGGUGCGCAUUGGAACGCUCCCCAUGCGGCUACUCGCCCUCGACUACGGCGCCGAUAUUGUGUAUACGGAGGAGCUGGUAGAUUUCAAAAUGCUGAGGUCGAUACGGCGGGAAAAUGAUGUUCUCGGAACAAUCGACUACGUCGACCGCACGGACGGUACGAUAAUCUUCCGGACAACCCCCCGGGAGUCCUCCCGGGUGGUCUUUCAACUAGGCACCAGUGACCCCACCCGCGCCCUGAGGGUCGCCAAACUGGUUGAGCAAGACGUUGCCGCCAUCGACAUCAACAUGGGCUGUCCGAAGAGCUUCUCCCUGAUGGGAGGAAUGGGCGCAGCCCUCCUCACCCAAGUGGACAAAGCCAAGGCGAUCCUGGAGACCCUUGUUAAAGGCGUCACCAUCCCGGUCAGCUGCAAGAUCAGAGUCUUCGAGGACCUCGAGAAGACCCUAGAUCUGUGCAAUGCACUGGUCUCCACGGGGAUCUCCGCAAUUGCUGUGCAUGGACGCACGGUCAAGGAGAGGCCCCAGCACUCGAAUCGGAACGAGAUGAUUCGAGCUAUUUCCGAACACCUCUCCAUCCCAGUAAUUGCGAAUGGCGGUUCGAAGGAGAUUGAAAAGCACUCGGACAUCGCAAAGUUUAAGAAAGAGACCGGCUGCAGUAGCGUGAUGAUAGCGAGAAGCGCCGAGUGGAACUGCUCAAUCUUCAGGAAGGAGGGACUCCUCCCCAUAGAGGACGUCAUCAAGUCCUACCUGAAGUACGCCAUUGACUUCGACAAUUCCCCCUCCAACACGAAAUACUGUGUUCAGAAUAUCCUGAGGGACCUUCAGGAGAGCCCCAUGGGCAAGCAGUUCCUCGCGGCCCAGUCGCUCGAGCAGAUUUGCACUGUCUUCGACAUGGACGCCUACUGCAGGGAAAAAUCAAGAGAGUUUCAGGGCAAGGGGCUUCAGGGGCGAUUUCAGGUCGAGCCCCUGAGAGAUGGCGAUAACACUGAUAACAGUCUUAAGCGUAAGCGCGAGGAGGGGGACGACGAUGUGACGCUUAAGCGUUGCGCAUUUCUGAGGAACGGUUACACCAGUGAUGCUGAAUUACCCAAGACGAGGCUGUUAAAGUGGCUUAGGGACAAUAAAAAGAAGGAUCUGCCUGUUUAUGAUACGUGGAGCGAGGAUAAGCUGUUCAGAUCGAUUGUCACUGUUGAUGGGCAGAAAUAUAGCUCUACUUUUUGGGAGAAGAACAAGAAGUGGGCCGAGCAAGGAGCCGCUCUAGUCUUCCUCCUGUCCAUCGGCCUCAUCGACGAGGGAAGUCUCAUCGAGAAAGGCCACUUGAUGAGAUGAUGCUGGCGAUUCACAGCUGUUACACUCUUGUACAUAUUGACGUUGAGAUUGUCUCUCUGAUCUCUGCAAUUAUCAAAAUAAAGCUAUUGCCGUUAACACA